UCUCUCUCUCUCUCUCUCUCUCUCUCUCUCUCUCUCUCUCUCUCCAUUACUCCACCCCCGGUCGAUCUUCAGCCAUAUUCUUCACACCUUGCCAGGCCAGGGAAAUUUCGGAAUUUGUUGCAGCCAUUUCUCUCAAAAGUCAUUACUACAUUUCCAAGGGAAGAUCAAAUGGGAGAAAUGUCAGGGUACCAGUUGGGUGUGAUUGGUGCAUUGUUUCUUUCAGUGGCCUCGUCUGUUUCCAUUGUCAUCUGCAACAAGGCAUUGAUGAGCAAUCUUGGCUUUCCAUUUGCUACUACCCUGACUAGUUGGCAUCUGAUGGUAACAUACUGCACACUUUAUGUGGCUCAACGCCUCAACUUUUUCGAGAGCAAGCCCAUUGACAUGAAGACCGUCGUCGUUUUUGGUAUUUUAAAUGGACUUUCCAUUGGAUUUCUCAACUUAAGCCUCGGCUUUAACUCUAUCGGAUUCUACCAGAUGACCAAGCUUGCAAUUAUUCCUUUCACCGUGCUAGUGGAAACUAUUUUCCUAAACAAGCAAUUCAGCCAAAAGAUUAAGUUCUCUCUCUUCCUCUUACUAGUAGGAGUUGGAAUCGCCUCCGUAACUGAUCUUCAGCUCAAUCUUCUUGGCACAGUUCUUUCUCUUCUUGCUAUUGUAACAACAUGCGUCGGCCAAAUUCUAACAAACACCAUACAAAAGAGGCUUAAUGUCUCGUCUACCCAGUUGCUCUAUCAAUCUGCACCAUUUCAAGCAGCCAUUCUAUUUGUCACGGGGCCUAUGAUGGAUCAGUACCUCACCAAGAAAAAUGUCUUUGCCUAUAACUAUUCUCCCAUUGUCUUGGGAUUCAUCAUCCUUUCGUGCGUAAUUGCCGUUUUCGUGAAUUUUAGCACAUUUUUGGUGAUAGGGAAGACUUCGCCAGUUACAUAUCAAGUGCUCGGGCAUCUUAAAACGUGUCUCGUUCUUGGUUUUGGCUAUACAUUGUUGCAUGAUCCUUUCACGUCAAGAAACAUCGUCGGAAUAUUGGUCGCCAUUCUCGGAAUGGUUUUGUAUUCAUAUUAUAGCACACAUGAGAAUAAAAAGAAGCAAUCAGGGGAUCUCUUGCCAGCCUCUCAGAUUAAUGGCAAGGAAACUGCAGCACUUUUGGGGGUGAUUAGCAAAGGUCAAGAAACAGAAAAGUCAUGAGGCCAGUUAUUAAGAAAUCAGCAGCCAAAGACUCUCUUUCUUGUUUAAAAUGAUGAUGACAGGGUUGCGAUACAAGAUUUUUUGUAAGUGAAAUUUUAUCAUCUUUCUUUCAGAUCUUUGAUGUGUAAAGAAGUCUGAUUAUCGAUCCUUCAAUUCCUUUGUAAUAAAAGCAUUAGCUAGCUAGCUCUUGAUUAAUCAAUUGUAUCGGUUUUUCCUUUUAUUCAUUUGCCUCCAGAUCAUCAUAUAUAUAUGGAGGGCAUGGCUUUUGCCAGAAUAUUCGAUUU
Messenger RNA from Rhododendron vialii, 1463 nucleotides. RefSeq names its product UDP-xylose transporter 1. The coding region runs from base 169 to 1179 and encodes 336 amino acids. Gene Ontology annotation, cellular component: Golgi apparatus. NCBI's taxonomy places the organism in Eukaryota, Viridiplantae, Streptophyta, Magnoliopsida, Ericales, Ericaceae. The transcript is spliced from 8 exons. Gene Ontology annotation, molecular function: antiporter activity; UDP-xylose transmembrane transporter activity. The record is from RefSeq and is a predicted model, not a curated record.